Molecule: messenger RNA, 525 nt
Organism: Symbiodinium sp. CCMP2456
Lineage: Eukaryota; Dinophyceae; Suessiales; Symbiodiniaceae
Source: the annotation of a GenBank genome assembly
GCUUCCGAGAAGGCUUCUGCGUGCUGAUGCAGCUUAUUUCAGGGCUUGUGCUUUCCUUUGGUCGCGGUUCCGGCCGGGAGCAGAACUCUACUCGGUUUUGUAUCUGACACGAAAUGCCGUGAUCGCGUUAGUUCCGUUGCUGCCAUCGAUGUCUGCUCAGAUUGUUGCAAUGAAUAUGAUCCUCUACUCCAGCGUGGUGGUGGUUUCCUUGAUUCAGCCGUGGCGCUUCAUCGCCGGCAAUGCCUUGGAUGUCAUGCUCCACGUCGGCUUGUUGGUAGUCCUGGACAUGGCCUCCACUUUUGCCGGAGCGGAGGCCGACAGUGGCACAUCGGUCGUGAUGUGUUUGUUCUUUCUCUUGCUCAUGGGCCUUGGCGUGAUCGGUGCCAUGGCCUAUGGGGUGAUCCUCCAUGUUGCACGUGGGCGCCGGAAGCCCUGGCACUUCUUCCUUUCCCACCAGAAGAGCACCUCGGGGUCUCUGGCGCGCCUCCUGAAGAUUCAGCUGCUGAAGAGAAGCUCUCGUUUCAC